Messenger RNA from Eruca vesicaria subsp. sativa (arugula), 315 nucleotides. NCBI's taxonomy places the organism in Eukaryota, Viridiplantae, Streptophyta, Magnoliopsida, Brassicales, Brassicaceae. The record is from the annotation of a GenBank genome assembly.
AUGUCUCCCUCUGCUUCCGUCGUUGUUGCACCUAUCACUGUCGGUGAAGAUGACGUGACGAUAACAUGGCAAGUCAUGUACAAGGGAAAGUUCUUCACGCUAGCUGAUACUACAAGAUCGUUGGACACAAAGAACGGGUGGUUCACCGAUGAGCUUGAGGACAAGUGUAACCGCAAGCUUGUAGGCGACGUCAAGCCGAGUUUUAACGGUGAAGUUCUUGAGAAGAUUGGAUUUUCGAUAGUGGACUCAGAUGGCUGGGGAUCUCUGUUACUUGAUGGGUUUCUGAGAUAUCUUCAGCGGUUUUUAUUGGAAUAG